Messenger RNA from Moneuplotes crassus, 3216 nucleotides. NCBI's taxonomy places the organism in Eukaryota, Ciliophora, Spirotrichea, Euplotida, Euplotidae. The record is from the annotation of a GenBank genome assembly.
UUAAAAUGGAAGAAAAUCAAGACUUUGACAUGUAUGAGGAUAGUUACCACACCGAAGCCAAGCAUGAAGUCCAGGGACUCGACAGGAACGGUGUCAUGCCAGUUAUGCCUGGCUCAAUCAAAAAUUCUAGGAACACCCAUAUCAGAGGAGCCCAUUCUGAAAAAGCGAAUAAGCGACAGAGAAAUGGCUUUGAUGCUUCCGACCCUCUUAGUGAAGACCCUUCAGACGACAGAAGCAACAAAUUCAAAGAAAUGGGUACCAACUCUCGAGCAGGUUUGCAAGAAGGGUCUCCCAAUAAAAAUAAGCAAUUGAAAACAAUGAGUCUGGGACGAGAGUUAAAAUAAAAAGCAAUUUGAGGACUUCCCUAAGCCUCGCUCUGCAGAGGAAACCAUGAACUUGAUUGUAGAAAGUUUUCUUGACGGUGAAGAUGGAUACUGAUUAGACCCCAACCAUGUGAUAUUACCUAGCUUUGAUGAAGCUCGUCACUCUACGAAGAAUAAUGGAAUGAUCAAAGCUUACGCAGCAAAUACGAACCAAGGAGUCUUCAGAAACUACAACGAAGACCGAGUCUCCAUCAUCCUGAACAUCACCAUGCCUGCGUUCAAACAACUCGAAGAGUGGCCUACGUGCAGCUUCUUCGCAGUGUACGACGGCCAUGGAGGAGCGUCUUGUGCUGACUUUUUGAGAGACAAUUUGCACCAGUUCAUCAUCAAACAAGAGUCGUUUCCAUCUGAUCCUCACUUGGCAAUCCGAGAAGGCUUCCAAGAGGCUGAAGACUUCUUCCUUGAAAUUGUUGAGAACGCUGCAGAUGAAGCCAUGAGAGAAGCCCAGGCCACCGACCAUGAAGGCUAUGUCGAUAACAGCGGGUCUUGUGCAAUCGUCAUUCUGAUCGUCGACCACAAAGUCUACGUGGCCAACGUAGGAGACAGCAGAGCACUCAUGUCAGCAGACGGCGGCCGCAGAGUCCUCGAACUCAGCAAAGACCACAAGCCCAAUGAAGAACGCGAAACCGUCAGGAUCAUCCAGAACGGUGGCAAAAUUUACCAGACCCAGACAGUUGUGCCCAAGAUGGAUGGAACUGGAAGUGAGUGCAUUCUCGGUCCGCACAGAGUGUUUCCAGGCAGACUGAGCGUGUCUAGGUCGUUCGGAGAUAUCGAAGCCAAGCUCCCGAAGUACGGAGGAAACAUGAAGGGCAUCAUCGCCACUCCUGAAAUCAGAGUCUUUGACGUUGAUGAUUCAAUGGACUACAUCAUCUUGGCUUGCGACGGAAUCUUCGACAAACUGACCAAUAAAGAAGUAAUCCAGACUGUCUGGGAGGGAGUCAUGGAGAGCAGCAUUCAGGACCCUCACAGACAUUGCGGAAUCGCCGUAGACCGCAUCCUCAGGACCUCAGUUGCGAAGAAGACUAUGGACAACAUCACUGUGGUCUUUGUGGCUUUCAACAACUUUGAGAGGUGCAUUCUUGGAGGACCGAAGCCAUUUCAGAGCAGUCAGGCCAACAUCCAGAAAGUUAACUCGGACUCUCAAGGUUAUGUGGUUGACGAAGAGUCGAUGGAUGAAGAAGACUUUCCUGCUCAUUGCAUUUCAGACUUCGGCUACAUCAAAGGUAGAUGAGAGACUCCACCUUAUCUCAAGCCGAGACCCAAAGGACAUGUGAACAAGUUCGAAGCUCCCACAAUCAUCACAUCAAAUCCAGAAGAACUGUGAAAUGAGCCUCCACAAGUGUUGCCAGGAUACGAGAACAUUGGAGUUGAUUGAAGCAAAAACAUGGAAGACCCUAACUGGGCAGUCGAGUCAGAGAAGGACUACAAACACGAAGAAUUUGAAGAGGGAGAAAUACAACACCCGUAUGACAACCUCAGUUCACAAAAAUUUGCUGAAAAUCUUAAUGAUACUGGCCAUGGUGAGAAUUCACAAAGCAACAGUCAUUCAAAGAAGAAAUUUGAUGAUUUUGAGCCUACUAAAAUACAAAAGACUCAAAAAGUAGAGCAGAAGAAAAUAUUUAAAUCAUCAAAUACCCAAAAGAUUCCUGAGCAUAACAGCGGAGUGUCUUAUAAAAAUAGGCCAGAUUCUAAAGAAAAUAGUAAACCUCGUGUUGUAAAAUCAGCCAAGAGAGGCUCUUCUGAGAAUACAAAGAAAGUCAGCUCCAAGAUACUUGCUAACUCUAGUAUUGCAAAGAGUCAGAAGAGAGCCACUUCUAAUAAGGAUAGGAAACAGAAGUCAUCUCCAAUUAGGACAACUAAGAUAUCAGAGAAGAAUGAGAUGGGAGUUACCCAUUACUUCUCUAAUAAACCCAAACCAUCUUCUAGUAAAGGUCAGAAACAGUACCUUACAAAAAGUAGCAAUUCAGGAAGAGCUGGCAAGAAUGAUGGGGCGUACAAAGAACCUAUUUAUCGUCACGCAAAGCUAAUAAAGGCUAAUAACCUAAAUCUAUCGUUGAAUAAUUACAAAACAGAGAUGCAGUUACCACAGGCCGCUAAGUAUAUCGCAGACCCACAGUUUGCUAAAUCACCUUUCCUCUCAAAGACAAUGCAAGGAGUGAUGCAGCCAAAGCCUGCAGGAAAGAAAAAGGCUACUAAAUAUGGAAUGUUAGGCUACUCCUUCCAACCUAAAGGUGGUACAACAAAUCCAGAAAGGACACCUCAAAUUCAACUAAAAAGAGGUAGCAAGGAUAAGAGCAAGCUGUUUAACACUAAAAAGUUGAGUUUCAACUACUAUAAUGGAAAGCAAAUGCAAAAUCUCAAUGAUUUCCUAAGCAAGAAUGCUUUAAAAACAUCAAAAAUCUACAACUCAAGGAAUGACAAAACAAUGGGAUUUGGAAAUGGAGGCCAUUUCUUAACUACAGGAGACGGUAUGCUUGACAAGAGGUACAGCAACAGAGCAAGACAACCAAAGCAAACAUAUUAUAUUAAUAAAAACCGGAUGAACAAGACAAUGGUGAGUGAUAUGAAUAAGUCAGCUCAUCAGGAUUACUCUUUUACUCACUCUACUUAUCAGAAGAGGAGCGGCUCAGGGAAAGUUAAAAAGAGAGGAACUUAUGUCAAAGAUAAUCUCGUCAGAGAGAGGCACUCUAAAGAAGGUACAGAUAGAGAUUUAAAGUUCAAUCUAAAAUCUAAAUCUCAGAAGCCAAAGAGCGGGAGGAACAUCUCUAGGAAUAACAAAAACACAGGGAUAUAUAAUAUGGCUCCCGUGAUGAAUAAUGCUUAUAAGAAAUAA